Molecule: messenger RNA, 3084 nt
Organism: Alnus glutinosa
Lineage: Eukaryota; Viridiplantae; Streptophyta; Magnoliopsida; Fagales; Betulaceae
Product: ribonuclease II, chloroplastic/mitochondrial
Exons: 15
Coding region: 194-2572 (792 amino acids)
Biological process (GO): mRNA catabolic process
Cellular component (GO): P-body; exosome (RNase complex)
Molecular function (GO): 3'-5'-RNA exonuclease activity; RNA binding
Source: RefSeq, a predicted model, not a curated record
UCUAACACCAGCUUAGCUUUAUCGUCGACAAGCAGCGCAAAAGCUCGCUCGCGUUGCUCUCUCUCUCUCUCGGAAACUCUCUCAGAGCGUACAAAUCCUCUCGCUCCUUCUCAAACCUCCCUAGAGUUUCCUUCUUCUAAAUCUUCCUUCACCGCAUGAAACCCUAGGGACUGAGCUUCUCUUCCGUGCAAUUAUGGCGGUUCGAGCCGUUAACAGCUGCGUAAUCUUUCGCUCCGCUUCUUCUCCUCCUCUGUCCGCCGUCCGGUGCCGAUUGUACAGUUUCAGCACCUUUCCUCUUCGCCGCUACUGCAAAUUGGGAUUCCGGUUCCCGAUAUUGUGGCCCGAGCGGAAGUUUUUGGGCCAUGGCGGUGUUCGGAGCUGUUCGGUUCACAGUCUCGUCGACAGCGUCAUGGAAGAGCUCAAAUUCAUGCGCAAGAGGAAGAGAGUUUGCGCUGCCUCCAAAAUUGGAUUAACGAGCAGUGGAGAGCUUCUUGAAGAUAAGCUCUCGAACCGAGCACUAGAGAAAGGGUUGUUGCUGGAGUUCAAGAAGGAUUCUGAUAGGGUCCUGCUGGCAGUUGCUCAGAGACCUGACGGGAAGAAGAACUGGAUGGUGUAUGAUCAGAAUGGUGUCACAUCCUCCAUUAAACCACAGCAAAUUACAUACAUUGUUCCAGGCAUUGAGAAUUUCGAUCACACAGAGAUUUCGGAUUUUGUUCGGAGAGCACAGGAUAACUUGGAUCCAGCACUGCUUGAGUUUGCUUGGGUUGAGCUUCUAGAAAAACAUAAGUCUGUGACAACCGAAGAAUUAGCAGAGAUGAUUUUUGGUUGUGCGGAGCCUCUUGAGAGCUAUUGUGCCCAUCUUUUGCUAUCAAAAGAUGAAAUAUACUUCAGUGUGCUGGAGACAAAAGGUUCACGUUCUUUAUAUGGGCCUAGACCUACUAUGCAGGUAGAAGAACUUUUACGUAGGAAGCUCACUAAGGAGGCUGCUGAGAAAGAACUUCAGGAGUUUGUUCAAUUAUUGAAAUCUGCUAAGGCAAAGGCUUCUGAAGCUAAACCUCCCAAAUCUUCAUGGAUGGUUGAAGAGAAAAUUAGACACAAAAUUGAAUCUCUUGAAUCUUAUGCCAUUGAUGCCUGCAAAGACGACGACCAAAAGAAAACAGCUGGAAUGAUUCUCAAGGCAAUGGGACUGGUGAGAACAGCAUCAACAGCUGUAAAUCUCCUCAUAGAUAUUGGUUAUUUUCCUGUACAUGUCAAUCUUGAUCUCUUAAAGUUCAAUAUUCCUACUGAUCAUUCGGACGAGAUAAUAUCAGCUGCUGAAAGUCUUCUGUUGGAGUCAUCUGAUCCAGAUGAGAUUGAUAGAAAAGAUCUCACUCACUUAAAGGUUUACGCCAUUGAUGUUGAUGAGGCUGAUGAGCUUGAUGAUGCCCUGAGUGCAACAAGGUUGCAAGAUGGCCGGAUUAAGAUCUGGAUACAUGUUGCGGAUCCAGCAAGAUUUGUGCAACCUGGGAGCAAAGUAGACAGGGAGGCAAUGAGAAGAGGAACUUCUAUAUUCUUGCCUACUGCCACUUAUCCAAUGUUUCCAGAGAAACUUGCCAUGGAGGGAAUGAGUUUGAAACAAGGAGAGAUUUGCAAUGCUGUUACAGUCUCUGUUGUGCUGCGUUCUGAUGGCAGCAUUGCAGAAUACUCGGUGGACAAUUCAAUCAUCAAACCCACCUAUAUGCUGACAUACGAGAGUGCAUCUGAACUGCUUCAUUUGAACCUGGACGAGGAGGUUGAACUGAAAAUUCUAUCCGAGGCAGCAACUUUGCGGUCUCAGUGGCGACGAGAACAGGGUGCAGUUGACACGGUCACAUUAGACACACGUAUCAAGGUGGCUAACCCAGAUGAUCCAGAGCCUGUUAUCAAUCUUUAUGUCGAAAACCAAGCAGACCCUGCAAUGCGACUAGUCUUUGAGAUGAUGAUACUCUGUGGGGAAGUUAUGGCCACUUUUGGUUCUUGCAAUAACCUUCCUUUACCCUACAGAGGACAGCCCCAGUCAAAUAUUGAUGUAUCUGCAUUUGCGCAUCUUCCAGAAGGACCCGUUAGGAGCUCUUCCAUUAUUAAAGUUAUGCGUGCUGCUGAAAUUGAUUUCAGGAAACCUAUACGCCAUGGGAUUUUGGGACUUCCUGGUUAUGUUCAGUUUACAUCUCCUAUUCGUAGAUAUAUGGAUCUUCUUGCUCAUUAUCAGGUCAAAGCAUAUCUUAGGGGUGAAUCUCUUCCUUUCUCAGCUGGUCAGCUAGAGGGGAUUGCAUCAAGUGUAAACAUGCACUCUAGAGUAGCGAAGAGGCUAUUUGGCAGCAGUCUCCGGUAUUGGAUGUUAGAAUACCUUAGAAGGCAACCAAAAGAAAGAAGAUAUCGUGCAUUGAUCCUGAGAUUCAUUAAAGAUCGGGUUGCAGCCUUAUUGUUAGUUGCGGUGGGAGUUCAAGCUUCUUUAUCGGUGUCUGUUGGAUCACAGAUUGGAGAUGAAGUAGAAGUUCGGGUGGAAGAAGCCCAUCCUCGUGAUGACUUUCUUGAGCUUAAGGAGGUUAUUUGAGGGAUACAAAGAGAUUCUUUUGGCUGGAAGUUAUCAUCAAAGAAUCAUUUUUUCCCAUGUACCAGGAUGAGUAUAACCUCUGCAACCUUUUAAAGUGCUGAGACAUACUGUCAGACAGCCGAACAUCACUUUUCAAGAAGAAUGUUCAUAAACAUCACCAUCUGCGGAAGUGACUGCCUGUGUUGCAUUCCAUGACAAGCAUAUGGCUGAUUCAAAUUGCCGUCUCUAUGUUGAACCAUGUCCCAGAAACCACAAAUCUGAUGGAUCAAGAAAUAGCUUCAAGGCAUUGCUCUGCUUGUUUAACUUGGCUAAUGGCCUAUGUUGUGUAGAUUUUGAUUAAUACAUGGCUAAGGCGGGUUGGUAAUUUAUUUUUGGGGGCCAGCAUUUCUGUAUGUUGAUUUUGUUCGUCAAUGCCCUUCUGUACAAGGGCACGGCUCACUGGAGUCAUGUAUACCAUAUAUUAGAUCUCUGUUAGUGUAGCCCUAAUUGAAAGUAGCAAUAUGGUAUAUCAA